CAAGCCCCCCAUGAAACUUGCUCUCCCCACCCUCCUCGCCUUCGCCUUGUCCGCGUCCGCCUCCCCCGCCAAAUUCGCGCGCACCUCCAGCGCGGACAUCCAGGCGUACCUCGACGGACACAACACCGAGCGCGCGGCGCACGGCGCCGCGCCCCUCACCUGGAGCGACGACCUCGCGAGCGCCGCGCAGUCCUGGGCGAACGGCUGCGUGUUCCAGCAUUCCGGCGGCAGCCUCGGACCCUACGGAGAGAACUUAGCCGCUGGGAGCGGUGAUUACACUAUCGCUGACGCCAUUGGGGACUGGAACGCCGAGGAAUCCUCGUACGACCCGAGCAACCCGCAGCCCUCGCACUGGACGCAGGUGGUAUGGAAAUCGACCACCCAAGUCGGCUGCGCGGUCGCGGCCUGCAGCAACAUUUUUCCCCCCGAGUACGGGGUUGCGCAAUACUACGUCUGCGAGUACUCCCCCGCCGGCAACGUCAUUGGAGAGUUCCCGCAAAACGUGCAGAAGUAGUCGGCUUCCCUCCCCACUGGCAUAAUAUGAUCGGGUCACCGUCAUUGUCGCAAUUGUUGUGCUUGUAGUUAAAUUAUUUUUACUCAUGAUUGUAAUAGUCGCAUUCCCUCAGAAAGAACGAGAGAUAGGCAUGAAAUUGCAGAACUGCUCAGCCUCCA
Molecule: messenger RNA, 672 nt
Organism: Gloeophyllum trabeum ATCC 11539
Lineage: Eukaryota; Fungi; Basidiomycota; Agaricomycetes; Gloeophyllales; Gloeophyllaceae
Product: PR-1-like protein
Exons: 5
Coding region: 11-514 (167 amino acids)
Source: RefSeq, a predicted model, not a curated record